Messenger RNA from Myripristis murdjan (pinecone soldierfish), 1165 nucleotides. RefSeq lists its product as uncharacterized. Bases 233 to 1165 code for a protein of 310 amino acids. The record is from RefSeq and is a predicted model, not a curated record. NCBI's taxonomy places the organism in Eukaryota, Metazoa, Chordata, Actinopteri, Holocentriformes, Holocentridae. The transcript has 4 exons.
ACAUGUUACACGGUUGCUGGGGCUCCUUAUGUCUUAAAUUAGAAUUUCUACAAUUCGGGUCAAAAAAUUGGGCUCUCAAUUGCAUAAGCAAAAUUUAUCCGCUAAUUUAACUUGUAACAGUAAACACACUCAAACUUUUUUUUUUUUACAAAAUAUAGGUUGAAAAAAUGUGUACAUCUUUGUCGCUGUUUUGCUAAUCUGAUCCCAGGCUGCAGGAGACCAGUCAAGGAAGAUGGACUUGGCAGAUCUUCAGACGAGCCAGCCUAUUACCACUCAACAGAUGCGUGGUCUGGAACAUCAAGAGCCUAGCAAGACCAAACCUGAAACUGAAAAUUCUGCCAGAGAACAUGCUCAAGUCACUGCUGAUGCACCCAGGGUAAUAUCUGUGCAGGCAUCCCAUUAUCAGGGUGACAACAGGUAUGAUCCGUUCUCGCGCAAUCACCAGUGUACAUGUAAUGCUCUCGCGUUCCUAGCAUACCACAGUGAGGGAACACAUUUCCGUAAGAGCGAUCUUGACAGUGUGCUACAGGUUGGCGAUGCCUUGUACACGCGCACUAAAAGGCAACUUAUUGCUGAGGGGAAGUUUCAAAGUGAGCACUUGACGAUGGAAGAAGUGCCCGUGAGUGUCACAACAAACAGACACACUUACAUUGUACAUAAGUCUGACGUACUAAUGGGAUCCCUUAGAGUCACUGGUAGGGGUGACUAUGCAGGUUGGUGGCUAAGUCUUUCUGAGAGACUUCAGUGUCUCUCAGCAGAUGUGACCCAUGCGUUGCUGACCAUCAGUCCACUGUGCAUUGCAGUGUUUAGGGACAGAUCUGGACGCUAUGGGUUUUUCGAUCCCCAUGCUAGAACAGCAGAGGGUUUGCCGGACCGUACAGGUAACGGAACUGCUGUUAUGCUUACAUUUACUCACCUGAAUGACAUGAUUGAGAGACUGCACAUGCUUUACCGACGCUGGGAGGAUAAUGAGCAGUAUGAUUUCAUGCCGGUGAACUUUGAAAUGGUCAGCAACUGUCUGCUAAGCCCCUCUGUGACAGCCUGGAUCAGCCACACCCGCACUUCAUCCAUACAGCUCAGCUUGUCCAUGUACGAAGACGCCUUGCAGGGCACGACAGCCGAGGAGACUGAAGAUGGCCAGGGAGAACAACGCCGGCUCUACUGA